This is a messenger RNA of Gadus morhua (Atlantic cod), 2169 nucleotides long. RefSeq names its product interferon stimulated exonuclease gene (gene isg20). The coding region runs from base 143 to 1210 and encodes 355 amino acids. Gene Ontology annotation, cellular component: nucleus. Gene Ontology annotation, molecular function: nucleic acid binding; exonuclease activity. Lineage: Eukaryota; Metazoa; Chordata; Actinopteri; Gadiformes; Gadidae. The transcript has 4 exons. The record is from RefSeq and is a predicted model, not a curated record.
AAAGGUGGCAGCAAAAGCAGUCUAUAUGGCACAUGCCACACUUCAAGCAAGCGAAGCAAAGAGCACGAACGGUCCUGAUCUUCGCUGUUUACACGUGUUCCGAGAACGAUAUGACUCCAUUACCAGUUGCACCGACUGAUCAAUGGAUGCAUCGUCAAAUCGGAGUGGAACCCUUCACACAUCUUCUCCCAAUAACUAUAGAGAUUUAUGCAGGAAAACCAUGAUGCUUGGAGUGGCCGAGACCGCCAAACCAAACCGCAAACGCCAGUGGAAAAGUAAAUCCGCCAGCUUGAAGAGGAAGAGAACCGAAUUUCACCCAGAAAGCCUUGAAAUUAACACCAUGGUCAAAAAAAGCCCAGCCUUUUUCACGAGCACCCUCGGCUUGGGCGCUACAAGGGCUGAAGAGGCCAAGAGCGGGCAGGAGUUCCGCGGGUCCCAGGCCUCGACCUCAUCCCUUCACCACAAAGUAGCCCAGCGCCCGGGGGCGGGCCCGGCUCUCGGUGAGCGCUGGGAGUCGGACAGCGGCUUCUCGUCCGAGGCCAGUCCCCCGGUGAGCGGGCGCAGCUCCCCGUCGCUCUGCCCGUCCCCGGCGCUGCUUGUGUCCCUGGACUGCGAGAUGGUCGGCACGGGGCCCCGGGGACGCUGCAGCGAGUUGGCCCGCUGCAGCAUCCUGGACUACAGCGGUAGCGUGCUCUACGACAAAUACAUCAGCCCCUGUCAGCCCGUCACAGACUACCGGACGCGCUGGAGCGGCAUCCAGAGGCACCACCUCCUGAACGCCGUACCCUUUGCCGAGGCCCGGGAUGAGAUUCUCUGCAUGCUGGAGGGCAAGGUGAUCGUGGGACACUCCAUCUACAACGACUUCAAGGCCUUGGACAUGUGCCAUCCGUGUCACAUGGUCCGUGAUGUGGGCAGCAGUCGCCACGUCAGGAAGCUGGCGGGCUUCCCCCACAACCGCUGCCUCUCACUGAAGAUCCUGGCCAACAAGCUCCUGGACCGGAGCAUCCAGAGUGGGAGGAAAGGCCACUGCUCGGUAGAAGAUGCCCUGGCAGCUCUGCACAUCUACAAGCUGGUGGAGAAUGAGAUGGAGAGCGAGCUGUGGAGCAAAACCAGUAAGAGCGAGGAGUUGCCACAACCAGGACCAGUCUCCAUUGACCACUACAUGCAAGACCAGUACUGGCCAGAGCACCUUACUGACGACGGCCAAUGAGGAACGCGCUAGUGACUAAGGUGUCAUGGGAUCAUGCUGUAAGUUAUGGAUUUGGCAGGUUCUCAUCUAGCUGGGGAGUAGAGAAAGAUUUAACAGUAAAUCGAAUAUAUUUGGAGACAACAUUUCCCCGAUAUGUUGUUUAAUCUAAGUGCUGUAUCUAAGAGCAGAUGCAGCACACACAUAUUCCGACAAAUAUUUCAAAGGGACCCUAUUAUACCUUGAGUGUUUGUGAUUAGCCAUUACCAGCUGCCAUUACAAGUCUGCCCUUUUCUGUGCCUUAGUGACAUCACAAGUGGGGGUGUCCACCUAGGUUGACACCCCCACUUGUGAUGUCACUAAGGCACAAGAAAUGGCCGAACUUGAAACGGCUUGUAAUGGCUAAUCACACUCUCACCUGGUGGUAUAAUAAGGCUCCUUUUUAAGUGUAGCUGUGGGUUAGCAACAUGCACAUACCUAAAGGGUAUGAUGGGUAUUACAAAUCCAAUAACUGGUCUGUGAAACAAAAUGUUCUUUCUCGUCAUAUGAACUGAAAUGAACGGAGAAAUGUUAUAAAAAUAUAAUCUUAAGGCAAUGUGUAGUUUUUAACUUGGUUGUAAGAUCUGUGAAACAUGUGUUCAAUAACAACACAUUUUUUGCUGUUUUCUGGUGAAUAUUUUCAAAUGACUAACUCAAAAUGUUUUUGUGUUUUUGUGUGAGAAAUGUUCUUAAAGUUUACUCUUAAAGUUGGAUUUUUGCAAAAUGCAAACCCUCCCAAUACCUCCUCUUGCUCCUCCAAUUGUACAGAUGGAAAGGUUAAUUUAUAUAACUUGUAUAUUCUGCUUGGAGGUCGAAACAUGGUUUUCAGGUGUUUAUAACUUUGUUGGAGACGGUAUUCUGUUGUGUUCAACACAUGGCGCAUGUUUUAUCAUGCUCCCAUCCGACAUGAACACAAUAAAAUUAAGUCGUAAAGCACCUCAGUA